AUGGUUGGGGAGCCAAUUCCUUUCCCGGAUUGCUGGUCCAGCACGGAAGACUACGUCGAGAACCUCCUCGACUUCGCCACUUCAUCCGACCUCUUUCAGAUUCUCUGCGGAGGCGUGCACAUCCUAGACUUCUUCACCAGCGACCCAGGCCUCUUCCACACGGUCAUCCCGGAAGAAUGGCGGGCGUACCUACUCGAGGAAGACCCUAUGCGGUUUCUGGAUCUGCUCAUGAGAGACGACCUUGACAAGGCCAUAGGCGAGCCAGACAGCAGCAACACGAGCAAUGCACCGCCCGAAAGCCUGGUCACAUACAUACGUCAGAUCCGCAAGUUCUCGCUCGCCCGGGACUUUUCUGCGCGGCAGGACAAGCUACCGAAGCUCACCCGACCGGUGUCGGUCGGGAUGAAGCCGAAAAAGGUCCACGAGGUGUGCAACUUUGCGCACUACGUGGACCGGCUCGCGGGCGAGAUCUCAGCCGACCUGGGCGGCGAGAUCACGCACUUUGUCGACUUUGGCAGCGGGCAAAACUACCUGGGCCGGGCGCUCGCCAGCGCGCCGUACAAUCGGCAGAUUGUCGCCGUGGAAGGGCGGGAGCACAACAUUGCGGGGGCCAAGACGCUGGACCUCUUCGCGGGCGUGGUAGAGAAGCCCAAGGUCAUGCGCAACAAGAAGCUGUGGAUGCAGAAGCUCGACAGCCUGGUGCCCGAGGGCGAGCUCGACGCCAAGGCGCAGAGGCGCGCCGAGAAGCUCAAGGAUCUCAAGAUAUCCGACGACUACGUGGCGGACUUCCGGCCCCUCAGGGAGAUCGGGGCGAGCUACGAGCCUGAGGAGGGAAAGGGGCACAUCCGGUAUAUCGAGGGCAGGUUGGAGUCGGGAGACUUGACGGAUGUGAUCACACAGCUUGAGAAUGACGAGGCGGGUGGCGAGGCUGAUGCUGACGCGGUGGCAAAGGCAGAGAGCGAGCAGCAGAAACAGCUCCGGUUGAUGGCUAUAUCCAUACACUCGUGUGGCAAUCUCUCGCACCACGGCAUCCGCUCGCUCAUCAUGAACCCUCGGGUGGAGGCUAUUGCCAUUGUCGGCUGCUGCUACAACCUGGUCACCGAGAAGCUUGGCCCUCCAACGUACAAGCACCCAUACAUGAGGCCGUCCCUGCAGGCCCUGAACGGGCGUGUGGUCAGAGAGUCGGCCAAGAAAGACCCCCAAGGCUUUCCCAUGAGCCAGAAGCUCUGCGACUACAAGGACGUCGGCAUCAGGCUCAACAUCACGGCGCGCAUGAUGGCGUGCCAGGCGCCCCAGAACUGGACCGACGCGGAGAGCGACAGCUUCUUCACGCGGCAUUUCUACCGCGCUGUACUGCAAAAGCUCUUCCUCGACAGGGGCGUGAUCAACAAGGUCUACUACACGGACCAUGGUGAGAGCGCGACCUCGACCUCGACCACCGAGGCCGAGACGCCCUUCAACACCAGCACAAACCCUGUCAUCAUCGGGUCGCUGCGCAAGGCGUGCUACAAGUCGUUCAACGCGUAUGUGCGCGGCGCCGUGGACAAGCUCACCACGAACGACGAGUACCACGAGUACUGCGACGUCGUGAGGGAGAAGAUGGGCGACAUCACGGACGAGGAGAUUGCGCGGUACGAGGCCGAGUACAUGCCGCGGAAGCGCGAGCUGAGUGCCAUCUGGAGCCUGAUGGCUUUCAGCGCCGUGGUGGUCGAGUCCCUGAUUGUGACGGACCGGUACCUCUUCCUCAAGCAGCACGGGGAGCUCGUGCAGGACUGCUGGGUGGAGCCUGUCUUCGAUUACCAGCAGAGCCCGAGGAAUCUGGUCGUCGUGGGCGUAAAGCGAUCACGCCUGCAAAUUGAGACCGGUGAAGAAAACCAGACGGGCCUCGGCCCUGGCUAUGAUGCGUGGCCCGACUUUGUGGGCAUGUCUUAG
Molecule: messenger RNA, 1932 nt
Organism: Microdochium trichocladiopsis
Lineage: Eukaryota; Fungi; Ascomycota; Sordariomycetes; Xylariales; Microdochiaceae
Product: methyltransferase domain-containing protein
Exons: 3
Coding region: 1-1932 (643 amino acids)
Source: RefSeq, a predicted model, not a curated record